UGAAGGACAUUUGCUGGUCAGGGUUACUUCCGGUGUCGGUAUAAAGUUCGUCUGAACAAUCUAAUGACAAACAAAACAAAAGGCGUUUUUUUACCAUUUAUAAAUUAGGUAUACUUUAUAAUAGGAGUGAAACAAUACUAUCAAGACAAGACAGAAUAUACCUGUUUUCAACUCGGCAGAUACGUUGUAUCUGUGUCUUCCUGGUGUGAUUACAUUAUUACAUUGUCCCAUGCACCUGCAACAUACAUAUAGGCAAAACAUUUUUAGUUGUCCAGGGUAGGUGUGUCUUUCACGCUUACGCAGAGAUUUGAUUUUUAUAAUCUAAUUCCGUAUCGUUGCAGUUUUAAAAAACACGGAAGUUAAGCGAGGACGCGGAAUGUAACGAUUCCAUUGUAAUUGCUGUUACACAUUUCUUAACUGUAUUAUCUAGUAGUAUCAGAAGAAUCGAAAAAUCAGAAGAAAAAAUAAUCCAGUUUGCACCCAUAGGAAGUACAACUCAAGACUACAACUUUUGGACGCUGCUCGGGCAAGAAUUCACAGAUUAUGCAUGGGGCAAGAAAAGCAGUUCUGGCUCGGCUGGCUGUGUUUCUGUUGCUUGUAAUGGCAGCCAUGAAAUGGUUCUUAAACUCAAGUGAUAGGGAACACAUUUCUGAACCUGAUAUGUUCUGGGGGAAAAGAAAGGGGAAUGUCAUGCUACCAGAGGAAGAAAGGAAAGUUCAGGAUUCCAAAUUAGAGCCCCAGGAGACAGAAAAACAGGAACAGAAACCAGACCAGCAAAAACAGGACCUGGAAAAGCCAAAGCUUCAUCCAGUCAAGGAUUUCAGCUCCACUCAGAUGAGGAUCAUCCACCUUGAUCUUAAAGGGGCCCCUCCCAAAGUCUCUUAUUUAGAACAGAUAUUUCCGCUUCUGUUCAAACUGGGUGCCAAUGGGCUUUUAAUUGAGUAUGAAGACAUGUUUCCCUAUACAGGAGAGCUUGAAAUCCUCAAGUCAGAGAACGCUUACAGUGUGGAAGACAUUGAAAAAAUCCAGCACCUUGCAGAACUAAAUCAACUGGAAAUCAUCCCAUUGGUGCAGGUCUUCGGACAUUUGGAGUUUGCUCUGAAGCACGAGAAAUAUCACGCUCUGCGCGAGGUGACCAAGUUCCCCAACAGCCUGAACCCCCACAUGCCAGACUCCCUAUCACUGGUGAAGGGCCUCAUCUCGCAGGUGAUAGACAGACACCCCAAAGCCAGCUGGAUCCACGUUGGAGCAGACGAGGUAUUUAAUCUCGGGGAAGGACAGGAGUCCAAAAACUGGCUGAACAACAACAAUGGGGACAAGGGGAAGAUGUUCCUAAAUCACAUGAAGGAGGUUGGGGGCUUCAUCAUGAACAAGUACCCCGGGGUCAGCCUGCUCAUGUGGGACGAUAUGAUGAGGCAGAUCAGCGUAGAGAAACUAGAAGAGUCUGGUAUUACCCGCUUUGCAUCCCCCAUGAUAUGGGACUAUAGUUCCAAGUUAAACAUAGAAGGGAUUGACAAGUACAUAUCUAACUACGCUAAGGCAGGGUUCAAAACGGUGUGGUUCGCCAGUUCUUUUAAAGGAGCGUCAGGCCCUGCUCAGAUCUGGACUCCGAUUGGUCAACACAUGAACAACCACUUAUCGUGGCUGAAGGUCAUCAAUGCAAUGGAGAAACACACCUCUAUUCGCUUUCAAGGCAUUACACUAACCGGCUGGCAGAGAUACGAUCACUUUUCAGCUUUGUGUGAACUCUUUCCUGUCGCCAUUCCUGCAAUGGCUGUCUGCUUGCAGAGUCUGGUUCAUGGUGGGUUUAAUGAUGAAGCGAGAAAACAGACGCUGAAUAUCCUGGGCUGUAAAAGUAUCAACCUUAACAAGAGCCUCUGUGAAGGAGGUGGUGCUUUUGUUGGCUAUGAAAUCUAUCAGAUGGUUCACCACAUCAAAGAAAACCUGAAGAUGCAAAUUGAUCAAAUACUUCAAGAUAGGCACAUCAAAGGGUCGUUUUCUCGCUACCACAGAAAGUAUCGCUUUGCAAACCCGAGAAACAUGGAGAUGUUUGGAGACCAAAUAUUGAAGCUUCACGACGACUGGGAGAAAGUCAUCCAGGACUUGUACAUUUCUAUGGGGAAAAUCUAUUUCCCAGACACAGUGGAAGAAUGGAUGGAAGAGAAUGUCUAUUUUUAUAUGGACCAGCUUAGGGAGCUGGUCAAAGACUACAAGCAGAUCAUUCAACUGAACGGCAGACCGAAAACUUCUUAAGAUGGUAGGGUUUAAAAAUCGUAAUCGAGGAAGUGUUUAAAACGGACCUGUACCUGCCUGUACAUGGCUAUGACGUACUUCUUGUUGUAUCUGUUUUCAAGCAUGUUGGACCAUCUGAGUUGUUUUUUCAUUCAGUAAGAAAUAAGGAAACUGUCUUUUCAUAUAAACAAAUCACGCAGAGCAGGGCGUGCUGUACACCGUAAGGUUUACUGAAGAAAUUAAUUUUUCAUAGCUAACUCAAAUAACGUAAGAAAAUAAUACACAAUAUUCUCUUUCCUAUUCUCAGUCAUUUUUUUUACUAUCUUCUAUUCCUAGUUAUUUUAGCCUCUUACAGUACCUAUUCAGGAUACCCAUAUGCUGCGCUUAUAUUGAUAUGAAAAUUUUUGCAUAUGCAAUGAAGCCUCCCUUUAAGACUGCUAUGGAAUUUGGUUCUUCCAUAUUCAAAAUAAAGAGCUUCAAAAACAGUAGCCUUAUACAGAGAGAGUAAGAUUUAAUUGCAAUGUGAUAAUAAUAAUGCCCAGAUAAAUGCAUAUACUAAUAGAUACACACACAUACUCAUUCAUUUUAAUCAUAAUUAUUUACUUUAAACUGUGAAUCCCAUACCAAGCCACCACUGUGUCUCGCUAUAAUAGCAUGCAUUAGUCUUAUAGUGAGUUUGCAUUGCUUACCAUAUUUUAGCUGUCACUUCAUUAUUGUAUAUUUCAUGAACAGGUUAUUUUUAUAGAGCAAGGUACUAUGACAGGCUACAGUAGGCAAUACAGUAAUAUUGUAUUUUCAAAAUGUUUGCCUCUCAGGGUUGACAAGGUAAUUUCUGCGGUUUUUCUUCUUUGUGCCCUGUGUUGCACCACGUUGUGACUAAUGGUUCAAGAUAAUGUAGAACAAGGGUAUCCUGGUUCCUAGCCCAUAGCUCGUUAGUUAGGAUUUAGGGGUGGCUUCACAAGCCCUAGUGAACACUAAUGCCUAAAAUAAGAUCUGUGAACUUAUUAGGUUAGAGAGUUAAACCAUAUUUAUGUUUAAUAUAAAAAAUAAUGACAUGUUACUGAGAUGUAAGUUAAAUGAAGGAUUUAUUAUUUGCUGUUGUUAAAUCUUCAGGUUGCUGCUUAUUAAUUCGAGGUAUGCUUUUGUAACUUGAAAGAAAAAGCCACAGAAGUAAAAAUCUGUUCAAAUGUAAGCAAUUUCACAUUUCUAAUCAAUUAGAAUUGUGGGCUGCUUUUAUAUUGCACUUUACAUUUUGUUAUACAAGUGAUAAAGCUUUGCUAAAACAAAAUCAAAUAUUAAAUUAAUACAUACAAUAAAAAUGUUCAAAUAGAUGAACCUGUAGUUAUCUUUCAGAUACUGAAUGGUUUGCGGAGUUACCUGGUUUUGAAAAUCAGUUCAUCCUUGUUUGCUGAUUUGCUUAAAAACUCUACUUGCACCCACAUUGCAUCAGUACUUCUAUAAUUCAGUAAAGUAUAAAUGGAAAUGUGUUGCUGCAUUUUCUGCAUUAGAAACCCUGAGCUUUUUAAGUUUGUUCUGUUUAUUUCAUGCACUGCCGCACAACUGUACAUUAUGCAUGAAGUAUAUGUAUUGAAUAUAUCCAUAUAUGUAUAAGUGAAUGAGACUCUGGAAACUAAAAAGCAGCAGAUCUACACACUAUUGUCCAUAAAGCUGUUCUAAUGUUGACAUACAUCUUGCUGUUUGUAUUUAUUUAGUGAUGGUUUUAAAGGGGGAGAGGUGCAAAAAUAAACUGGGAAAAUAAAGGGUGGUGGUAUUUAGAUUCGUUUCUCUUUCAGCACUGCAGACAUAUAUUGAGAUCUAGAAAUAUAUAUUCUUUUCAAUAUACUGAUAUACUGUCAUGGUUUAAUUAUUCUUCUCUGAGCUUGAGCACUGAAACAGUUAAUGGGCCCUGUAUUUUUUUUUUCUUGUAACAGUUGUGCUGUAAAAUAUAUGAUCUAAAAGAAUACUGUGGAUGUACUAAAUGUAAAGUAUUUCUAUGAGUAUGCCUUUUAUUAUUUGUAUAUAAUGGUGCAUUUGUUUGGGGGUUUGUGAUAAUGCAAAUAAAAACAUUUCAGAUUGGUUUGCA
This is a messenger RNA of Polyodon spathula (Mississippi paddlefish), 4315 nucleotides long. RefSeq names its product beta-N-acetylhexosaminidase. Gene Ontology annotation, biological process: carbohydrate metabolic process. The transcript has 14 exons. Gene Ontology annotation, molecular function: hexosaminidase activity. Lineage: Eukaryota; Metazoa; Chordata; Actinopteri; Acipenseriformes; Polyodontidae. The record is from RefSeq and is a predicted model, not a curated record. The coding region runs from base 544 to 2253 and encodes 569 amino acids.